Molecule: messenger RNA, 1091 nt
Organism: Nymphalis io (European peacock)
Lineage: Eukaryota; Metazoa; Arthropoda; Insecta; Lepidoptera; Nymphalidae
Exons: 8
Coding region: 76-1074 (332 amino acids)
Biological process (GO): sterol transport
Molecular function (GO): sterol binding
Source: RefSeq, a predicted model, not a curated record
GUCAUCAUACGACGUUAUUUGUGAAACAGACUUGACCGAAGAAGACGGAACCAGUGUUCGCUGAGCCUUGACAAAAUGUCGACAAAUUUCUUCUUAAUAUUCGCGGUGUUAUCCGCACUCAACUUUGUAUUUGCGAAUGUCGCUGUGUUUAAAAAAUGUGAUGAGGUGACCAUGUGUGAUAUAAGCGAAGUCCGGAUCGACCCGUGCACCAAUCCAAAAAAAUGUUCGCUGAAAAAAGGAUCGACAUCCACCAUAUCGUUUGACUUCACACCUAAAUUUUCGAGCGACAAGAUGUUGACUGGUCUGUUUUGGGCAAGUGACACUGGAGACGUCUCGUUCCCGGACCUUGAGAGGGCGAACGCUUGUAAUUUCACCACCUGUCCGCUGGAGGCCGAGAAGGAAAAUCAACUGAAUUACGGUCUAGUAUUGGGGAAGAAACUACCAAAUGGUAUUUUUGACAUUAAAUGGAAGCUAUGGAACCCAGACAAUGAAAAGGAGUUGUGCUGUUUCGUUACAAAAAUAGAACUUAGAAAAAAUAAUAUCAUUAACGAGACUUAUUCGUGUCAAAACGGUCGGACAACUGUUCCAUUUAUUAAUUGUUUUCUAAAGACAAUGGACGUGCGAUUAGUCAUAUUUUUCGCUUUUUAUAUUUGCGUUAAUUGUGAAUAUGUUAAUAGAAAGUUUUGUAAGGACGUUAAUCUAAACAAAUGCAACAUACACAGUAUGAAAUUGGAUCCCUGUCCAGAUGCUCCAGGGUUCUGUCUGAUAAGACGAGAUGAGCCGUACUCACUGGCAUUUGAUUUCACCCCACAUUUCGAAGCGGAGAAGCUAAAGUUCUCGAUCUUCAGUGAUGAAACGAACUCGGGAACAUUCGAUACUAUGGUGACGCCCCCUACAAAUGCUUGCGAACAUGUCUCAUGUCCUCUCGAAAAUAAUGUGAGACAAGUAUUUGAUAUCGACUUUGUUUAUACAAGGAAAGCUCAUGGUAAAUUCCCACUUGAGAUGAGAUUGUGGAACGAAAAAGACGAUUCUGAAGCUUGCUGUCUAACUUUUAAUGUUCAAAUGUUGAAAUAAAUCUAUCGUAUUGCUUA